UGUAACGUCAUGUGUUUAUUACUUUCUCUCUGUAACGUCAUGUGUUUAGUUCUUUCUCUUUAUAAUGCCAUGUGCUUAGUCCCUUCUCUCUAUAACAUCAUGUGUUUAAUCCUUUCUCUCUGUAACGUCAUGUGCUUAGUUCUUUCUCUCUAUAACGUCCUGUGUUUAGUCUAUAACGUCAUGUGUUUAGUUUUU
Lottia gigantea (owl limpet) is the source of this 195-nucleotide messenger RNA. RefSeq lists its product as hypothetical. The record is from RefSeq and is a predicted model, not a curated record. The transcript has a single exon. The annotation marks the transcript as partial. NCBI's taxonomy places the organism in Eukaryota, Metazoa, Mollusca, Gastropoda, Lottiidae.